Molecule: messenger RNA, 447 nt
Organism: Drosophila teissieri
Lineage: Eukaryota; Metazoa; Arthropoda; Insecta; Diptera; Drosophilidae
Exons: 2
Coding region: 36-389 (117 amino acids)
Source: RefSeq, a predicted model, not a curated record
UUUGUCAUAGCGAAAUAGUUAUCAAAAACCAAACAAUGAAAUAUGUGACAAUUAUUUUAUUUGCGCUCGCCGCAUUCGUUUUGCCAACUUUUGCCGCAAAUGACUACCUUUGGGGCGAAGUCGGUGCCAACGAUUACAAACUGGCCAAGGAUACCGUUUCGAAGGCCUUUUUCGUUGGACUUGUGCAGACCAAGAAAUACGUAUUCAAGCAGUCGGACAACCUAAAUGCGCUGACCAUUACGGCAAUUAAGAUAACCGACAAAAAGAAGAGCCAUGGUGCAACUGCUGUGCUGGUCAGCGGAGGUCCUGGAUCCAAAGGAGCCACCAUCAAGUUCACUUCCGAACGUGGUUACGGCAUCAAGGAUACCGUGGAAAUAUGGGGCCGUUAAAUGCUACCCUUUCCAAUGUGACACUCUGCAUAAAUAACGCAACGCAAAUGCAAAACGA